Mycena indigotica is the source of this 2031-nucleotide messenger RNA. RefSeq lists its product as uncharacterized. Gene Ontology annotation, cellular component: nucleus. Gene Ontology annotation, molecular function: single-stranded DNA binding; double-stranded DNA binding; 3'-tyrosyl-DNA phosphodiesterase activity. The record is from RefSeq and is a predicted model, not a curated record. Gene Ontology annotation, biological process: single strand break repair; double-strand break repair. NCBI's taxonomy places the organism in Eukaryota, Fungi, Basidiomycota, Agaricomycetes, Agaricales, Mycenaceae. Bases 1 to 2031 code for a protein of 676 amino acids. The transcript has 11 exons.
AUGGACAUAGACGAUGAGCACGAUCUGGAGUUGGCACAGGCCUUGGCUCUGAGCCUUGCAGAGGAGGAGCAGAGACAGGCGAGAAACAGGGCGUCGACAAAGUCUAACCGGAGAUCGAAGCGGCAAUCCGACGUGGUGGUCAUCAGCGACGACGACGACGACGACGACGACGACGACAUUGUCGAAAUAUCCACUCCCAAGCCGACCACAGCAAAGCCAAAGGCACCCUCACGCGCUCCGUCAGCAAAACCGUCCAUGGCUCCACAACCAUCCACUUCUUCCCAGCAGCCACCGCCAAUGCCACCUCAGGCUGUUGGCGCCGGUCCACUUUCUUUCCUCGCCGACAGAGCCCAACUGGAGCGGGAACGAUUAGCACGCCAAAAGCGCCUACGACCCCCUUCUCUCCGCCGCGAGCUGAGCCCCAAUCCAGUGGUGAAGAGGACUAUUCUGAGAGUGGAAACGGUGAAUGGAGCGCGGACCUUCCCUUCAGGUUCUUUACUCAGGAUUGACACCAAAUACGCCACAGACCCCCAAACACCAAGCAUCCGACUUUCUGAGGUGCUGGGGCCGAAGAAAGACAUCGCGCUGGCCAUUUUGUCGUCUUUCGUUGUUGACCCCGUGUGGUUAUACUCGUUCUUCGACCCUUCGACGCCAGUGGUGCUCGUAACAGACGCGAAUAUGUGUGGCGCAAAGGGAGAUGGGGACGGGACAGGCUCAGGACCGCUGCUGAAGCAUAUGCUUCCCAAUUGGGUUCGUGUCUGCCCUCGACUGCAUCGGACAGGUGGCUUCGAAGGCUGCAUGCAUAUGAAGUAUAUGUUGUUGUUCUCCAAAACGGGUAGCCUGCGUGUCGUGAUCAGCAGUGCCAACCUUGUCCCAUAUGACUGGCGCGAUAUAGAAAACUACAUUUACAUUCAAGACUUUCCACCGGCCUCCACGGGUGCUACAAUAACCCACCGACCUGGUGAGAAACCAGGCGAGACUUUCCCAGAAGUACUCUCAGAAGUACUUCGCGCGACGGGUGUAGAGGAAGGGCUAGCAGCGUUGAGGAAGGAUGGGCACAAAACGCUGCCUCUCAUGACGCUUGCUCCAACCACCUCCUCGUCAUCAAGCAAGCCCCAUUCUGCGCUGGAACUUGGCUGGGAUUGGAGAGCCGCAAGUUCAAACCGGGUCGCCCUUGUUCCUAGUGUGUCUGGGAAAUGGGAAGGCUGGGCUGGUCCGACGGCGGUCCUGAAAUAUGGUCAAACCCGUCUUCUUCGCGCAGUGGUCAUGGUGAGCUUGUGCUCGAUUGCCUGGUGGGCUUACUUCUUUGCUUCUUUGUCCGGGACUAAUACCCUGAAGGCAUCUUCAUUAGGGUCAUACGAUGCGCCAUGGAUUGCGGCGUUCCGGUUAUGUGCUGCGGGUCGACCAAGAGCAUUGCAGACAUACCUUGACCGGGGCAGAAAGAGGACUCCGCAACAAGGCCCCACGCAUAUACUCUAUCCGACGGUGGAAAGUAUCAACCUCACCACGCUAGGUCAACGCGGCGGUGAGACGCUCUUCUGCCGCCCGAAGCAGUGGAAGGCGAUUCAGGACCUGGGUGGGAUUGGCGGUACGGGUGUCUCGGGCUUGCGCAUGCUCGAUGCGAAAAGUCGAUGUGGGCCGGUGGGGAUGCAUACGAAGAUGAUUCUUGGUACUCUUCCCAAGAGGGUUGGCGCGCUUGCUGUCGAGGACGAUUCAGAAACGGAGAGCGAUACGGAGAGUGAGACGGAGAGUGACGACGAUAUCGAGAUCGUGGAAGCGAAACCCACACCCCCGCCACAUGCUUGGAUGUAUGUCGGCUCACACAACUUCACUGCUGCGGCCUGGGGCAAGCUGGGUGGGAGCGGGUUUAACCCUGUUUUGACUAUCAGUAAUUACGAGCUUGGGGUCGUUUUGCCGUUGGCGACGGCUGCGGACGUGGACAGGUCUGUUGCUUGGGGACGGCCAGCGCGGCCGUAUAUCAAGGGAGAUGAACCUUGGAUUCAGCCUAUGUUACGGAGUGGACCAAUGUGA